AGCACGGCGGGCGGCGACGAAAUCGCGAAGGUUCCAGAGGCGCCGCGUGCGGAAGGCGGGCCGCGAUCUGGCGCAGGGUCGGCUGUAGGCGCGGGUUGCGGGCACUGCCACGGGUGGCGGGGCGGUCCGCGCCGGCGGUGGGCGCGUUCGCGGCGGCGUUUCCUGUUCUAGUCACUGCGCGGCUGCCGCUCGGGCCUUGCCGGAUUCGACCCGACCAUGGCCUCAGCCUUGGAAGAGCUACAGAAAGAUCUAGAAGAAGUAAAGGUGCUGCUGGAAAAGACCACUAGAAAAAGAAUACGAGAUGCCCUUACAGCUGAAAAAUCCAAGAUUGAGACAGAAAUCAAGAACAAGAUGCAGCAGAAGUCACAGAGCAAAGCAGAACUUCAUGACAAUGAAAAACCAGCUGCCAUGGUUGCUCCCAUCACCACAGGAUAUACAGUGAAAAUCAGUAAUUAUGGAUGGGAUCAAUCUGAUAAGUUUGUGAAGAUCUACAUUACCUUAACUGGAGUUCAUCAAGUGGCCCCUGAGAAUGUGCAGGUGCACUUCACAGAGAGGUCAUUUGAUCUUUUGGUAAAGAAUCUAAAUGGGAAGAGUUACUCCAUGGUUGUGAACAAUCUCUUGAAACCCAUUUCUGUGGAAGGCAGUUCAAAAAAAGUCAAGACUGAUACAGUUCUGAUUCUGUGUAGAAAGAAGGCAGAAAACACACGGUGGGACUACCUGACUCAGGUUGAAAAAGAAUGCAAAGAGAAAGAAAAGCCCUCCUAUGACACUGAAACAGAUCCUAGUGAAGGAUUGAUGAAUGUUCUAAAGAAAAUCUAUGAAGAUGGAGAUGAUGAUAUGAAACGAACCAUUAAUAAAGCCUGGGUGGAAUCAAGAGAGAAGCAAGCCAAAGGAGACUCAGAAUUUUGAGAUUUUGAAGUCCUUUUGGGAACUGUGAUGUGGAAAUACUGAUGUUUCCACUUAGGAAAUGUUGGUGAGCUGCACAGAUGAUUUGACAGUAACUAUUUACAUAGCCUUCUAAGUAAAGGCAGUGCAUUCUCCAUUACCUACUGGAGGAUUUAUUUAAAUAAAAUAUGCUUAUUACACACUUCCUCCAAAUAUCGUUUCCUCAGUACCUGUUCAUUUUAAGAAAGGAUCAAUAUUGCACUCUGGUCUGAAAUGCAAAAAGCAAAUCUUGCCUAAUGAAAAUGCUACAGUGUGUGUAUUUUUGUUCAGCUAAGUGGUAGAAAACAAGUUUUUCCUUGCCUUGAAGUUCCUGACAUCAGCUCCCACCAAUGUAAGAAUAAUAAAACUAAACCCUGAAUUUUGUAUAAAAUGCAAAUUAGUACCCGUGCUUCAAGAAUGCUGUACAGCAGUGGAUCUCUUUUCUGUUAGCUUAAAUAGUGCAUAUGUCAUAUCCUAAUAAUGCAGUCAUACAUGUUUCUCCCCAUUAAUAUAUUUGGUCAUGAGUAAGUUGAAACUAAGUCAAAACUUGACCAUAGAUAAAACUAUCUGCAUAGUAUCAAUUAUUAAGUUUUGCCAUGGAUCAAAUGGACUUUCAAGAAUAAUAAGCAUAAAGCAGAGAUAUAUGUAAAAAAGCUUAUCUAAUCCUGUGUUCAAUAAACUUAGAUUUUUAUUCAGUGGA
This is a messenger RNA of Condylura cristata (star-nosed mole), 1624 nucleotides long. RefSeq names its product calcyclin binding protein (gene CACYBP). The coding region runs from base 217 to 909 and encodes 230 amino acids. The record is from RefSeq and is a predicted model, not a curated record. Lineage: Eukaryota; Metazoa; Chordata; Mammalia; Eulipotyphla; Talpidae. Gene Ontology annotation, biological process: heart development. Gene Ontology annotation, cellular component: nucleus. Gene Ontology annotation, molecular function: tubulin binding; ubiquitin protein ligase binding; S100 protein binding. The transcript is spliced from 6 exons.